UAAGUCCAGUCACUCUCAAGUAAUUUUUCUGCUUUGGAUGAAUCAAAAUGUCCAGCGAUUACAGACUAUUGGUGAAAAAUGCCAAACAGGUGGUUCUGAUCUGCAACAAUGGAGAGAAAUACCUGAUGAAGCAGGGGAUGCAAAAUCUUUGUGUGAUUGAAAAUGGAAGCAUUGUAAUAGGGAGCGAUGGGCUGAUUAAAGCUGUGGGGCCUGCUGAAACCAUCAGAGCUCAGUAUUCAGGAGCAACGUUUGAUAAAGUGAUUGAUGCAGCAGGAAUGUGUGUCCUGCCUGGUUUGGUUGAUGCUCACACCCACCCAGUCUGGGCUGGUGACAGGGUGCACGAAUUUGCAAUGAAGCUGGCAGGGGCCACCUACAUGGAUGUGCAUCGGGCCGGAGGAGGGAUCCACUUUACAGUGGAGCACACUCGAGCUGCCGCAGCCUCUGAGCUUCUGACCUCCCUGAGCAGCAGGCUGACUCGGAUGCAGCGAGCAGGCACCACCCUGGUGGAGUGUAAGAGUGGCUACGGCCUGGAGCUGCAGACUGAGCUCAAGAUGCUGGAGGUGAUCGAGCAGGCCAGACGCACCCUGCCCAUCAACAUCUCCUCAACCUACUGUGGAGCCCAUGCGGUGCCCAAAGGGAAGACAGUAGCAGAAGCCACAGAGGACAUCCUGCAGGUCCAGCUGCCACGGCUGAAAGAACAGAUGUCUGCUGGGACUCUCAGAGUCGACAACAUUGACGUGUUCUGCGAGCAGGGAGUGUUCGACCUCAGCUCCACUCGCUCCGUCCUGCAGGCUGGCAAAGACAUGGGCCUCAACAUCAACUUCCAUGGAGAUGAGCUUCAUCCCAUGAACUCUGCUCAGUUGGGAGCAGAGCUCGGGGCCUUAGCCAUCAGUCACCUGGAGGAGGUCACCGACGAGGGGAUUGCUGCCAUGGCUAAAUCAAAAACUGCUGCAGUCCUUCUUCCAACUACAGCCUACAUUCUCAGGCUGCCCCAGCCUCGGGCCAGAGCCAUGUUGGAAGCUGGAGUAAUUGUUGCCCUCGGCAGUGACUUCAACCCCAACGCUUACUGCUGCUCCAUGCCAAUAGUCAUGCACCUGGCCUGUGUCAAUAUGAGGAUGUCCAUGCCUGAAGCUUUGGUUGCGGCCACCAUCAACGCAGCCUACGCUCUCGGACGCUCCCACACACAUGGCUCCCUGGAGGUCGACAAACACGGAGACCUGCUGGUCCUCAACACCACAAGAUGGGAGCAUCUGAUCUACCAGCUGGGAGGACACCAGGAGCUCAUCCGUUACGUCGUCAUCAAGGGCAACGUCGUCCAUGAUAAUGACAAAACCAUGGACUUAUAACCGGAUAAGAACGCCCUGCUGACUGAGUCUGAUUACUGAAGGUACUAUCAGAAACACUGUUAGACAACUGUGGCAUGUAUUCAUCUGUGAUGUGUGAGCACUGGCUUAGAAAAACUGGGGACCUAAGGUUCAGUUGUAGUCACUGAGGUGUCACUGUGUGUACUGCAGACUGAGGCCAAUGGAUCAGUGUUACUAUCCCAACAGUGUUAACAAAUCCUCUAGAAACUAAUGUUCUCUUAGAUAAAAGUCAUGUUUAUCUGUUUCUGUCAUGCAGAGUGAACUUACCUUUUCUUUUUCGCCUGUAAAAUGCAUUUUAAGUCACGUAUCAGGCCUUUGGUGACAACAGCAGGCAGAAGAAUUUCAUUAUCACCUCAGAAACAGGUAAAAUAUUUUUGCACCUCAUGUGAUCAAAGAGUUUAUUGAUGUGGCCUUUGUUUAACCCUUCAGUGACCUGAUGGUUAC
This is a messenger RNA of Toxotes jaculatrix (banded archerfish), 1808 nucleotides long. RefSeq names its product amidohydrolase domain containing 1 (gene amdhd1). Bases 48 to 1346 code for a protein of 432 amino acids. NCBI's taxonomy places the organism in Eukaryota, Metazoa, Chordata, Actinopteri, Toxotidae. The record is from RefSeq and is a predicted model, not a curated record. Gene Ontology annotation, cellular component: cytoplasm. Gene Ontology annotation, molecular function: imidazolonepropionase activity. The transcript is spliced from 9 exons.